GUUUGCUUUAUUAAUGGAUACAUAGAGAUACGAUACUGGGAUACUUGACACUGAUUCAUUGUGGACUCAAAUUGGCUAUCUCUGGAGAUGAUCACAGGGUAGAACAUAUACUCAAAGUGGGCAUCCAGUCAAAGUUGAUUGAGUUAUUUGACUAGCUGACUAAGCAUGAAAAUAUUGAUAAAGUUAUCUGUCGAUGAGUUUAUUGAAUUUAUUGCAAGCUCUUUUGCUCCUAUUGAUAAAUAAUUAAGAUGAUUUUGAAAGCAGUAUAUAGUGGAACAUGUAGGUGAACUGUCAGAGUUUUAUAUUGAUGCGGGUAUCGGAGUGUAUAUUUGCCAUUUAAACAUCUGAGAUUGACAUUUAAAGCUUGAGAAUAUCUAUUUACUGUGAAAGAGAAAGUGGAAAGACUUAACUGCAAGGGUAUAAAGUAGAACUAUAUAGUGGCUGUCUGGUGGAUUGAUGAUAGAAUACUAGAGUAAACAUUCAAUACAAAAAGGUUGCGCAAUAACUUAAACAGAUAUAAUGGAAGAAGGAAGUGACAAAGGUGAACAAAGACUAGAGGAUCAAGGUCAGGAAAAAGAAGUGGAGAAUGCAACUGAUGAUGACAUUCCAGAACAAAUAGAGUAUGAAGAUUCUAUAGAACUAUCCAUGUCAGAGAAACAGGAUUCAGAAAAUACAGAAGUAGUUGAAGACAGCAUAGAAGACCAAACUAAAGUUUAUGAUGAAGGUGAAGGAUAUAACUUUGCUGAAGCUCAAGAUGCAGGUCCAAGUGAAGCUCAAGAUGUAGGUCAAAGUCAAUAUGAUGGUCAAAGUCAAUAUGAAGGUCAGGGUCAACAAGACGACCCCAUUAUGAGUGAUGACGAUGACAGUGACAGACUGGAGCAAAUCCAGAGCGAGGUUGAACGAACCAAGAGGAAUAUCCAGGAUGUGAUAAGUGAUACUGAAAUAUCGGAGAUACCUGAGCAGAGCAAUGCCUCAGACCGUGGAAACUUUGAAGCGGGGGAUGAGGAACAGGAAGAAACACUGCUAUACACACAUCACGAUGAGGAAAGCAAUGGACGACUAGGUAGCAUAAGUGACGAUAAUGAGUUUAACAUCUCCCUAGACCAAUACCAGGACUUUCCCAUUACGUCGAGAAGCCAGUCCCGCGAGCAAACAUUACAGUCUGCGCUUGACAAUUCCGUCAUCGGCAACAUAUUCGAGUCAACCCCAAGGUCCCAGAACGGUAGGCCAGACAACCCCACCCCGCCUAAAUACAGUCGUUAUGACGAUCUGCAAUCCAAGUACACCCGGCCACGACACUACAGACCCAAACCAGACAAUGUGACCUUGACCUAUUUACCAUCCAGGGGCGUGCGCAGUUACAUCCCUUUUCUUAAGUCGUCUCCCCUGGAGGAGUUUUACACCGGAAAACAUAAAUUGGAGGACUCCGUUCUGAGGGACCGUGAUACAGAAGACUACACGGUACGGGGUGAAGGAAACAGGUCAGCGAAAAUACCAGCGCGCAUCCGCGAAAUCAUCACCAAGAACCUUGCGUCGGAUGAGCGAAAGACGCCGCUAGCGAUGUCGACACCAACACCACAGCAGUUGCAGGAAGAGAACCGGCUCCUCUCAUCUGAGCUUAAUCGCGUUGAAGACCUUUUGGCAGCGAGUCGCGCUGAACGGGAUGAGCUCGGGAUCAAAUACAAUGCUCUCAGCGAGAAGAUUCUCUCAUUAGAUGGUUCCAUCACCACACAGAGCGAUAAUCUAAUGGAAUCCCAUCUUCAAAGUACCAGACUAUCAACCAGUUCUCGUACAUACCAACUCGCGGCCCGUUGGUCAUAUAAACAUGGUGCAGACCAAGAAGAAGUGAAAGAGACGUCAGAAAGUAAUCUGGAGCAGUCCCUGCGAGGCGACGCAGCCGAUUCAGGGGACACCACCUCGCGCUCGCUCCUGCAGCAGAACAUUGACCUCCGACGCAAACUUGAGGACGAGCACUCGAGCUACAAGCGUAAACUGCAGGCGUACCAGGACGGGCAGGCAAGGCAGGCGCAACUCGUGCAGAAACUACAGGCCAAGCUUUUACAAUACAAGAAAAAAUGCACAGAUUAUGAAGAUAAUCUGAAAUACAAAGAGUUGAUUGGCAAAAGUGUCGAACGGAAGGUGCUGCAGUACAAACAUAAAUGUACGGAACUGGAGGAGGAGGCAAAACUUAAAAAUAAACCUGCCUCCAGGGAGAGUAAGCCUAAAAGUAGCCUGCGUGACCCGCCGUCUUUACAGAACACGUCAGAUCGUGUGGGCAGCACAGAGGCUCGAUUGAAGAUGGCCGAGUCUGAGCACAACAUGGACCUCGAGCAGAUCCUUAUCAGGCUGGAGGAGGAGCAACAGAGGUCUGCCAGUCUGGCUCACGUCAAUUCCAUGCUGCGGGAGCAGUUGGACCAGGCCACGGCAGCCAACCAAUCGCUGACAAGCGACAUUCACAAGCUGACAGCUGAUUGGCAGAAGGCACGCGAGGACCUGGAGAUCAAGGAGAACGAAUGGCGUGAGGAAGAGCAGAGUUUCAACGACUACUUCAGUGCAGAACAUGGCCGCCUGUUGUCGCUAUGGCGUGCCAUCGUAGCCUUCCGUCGAAACUUCAGUGAGCUCAAGACCGCGACCGAGCGUGAUUUGGGUCACGUGCGCUCGGACGUCACCAAGGCUGCACGUAGCAUGCACACGGCCUGUCUCAACCUGAAUGCCAACAUGCGUAACAACGAGACACAUACCCAGCUAUCUAUGGACCGAGAGCGCGGUGAGCGUCACUCCCUCGAGAGUCAGGUGCGUGAGGCUAGGCGAGAGUCAGCCGAGUUGCAGGCGCGGUACGACGCACACAGCGCCGAACUGAAUGCCAAGGUGAACGAGCUGACGAUGAGCAACGAGAGGCUGAAGAUCACGCUGGAGGAGAAGGACAAGACCAUCCAGAACCUGCGCCGCGCCGUCGAGCAUCUCGAGCUGAAGGCAGGGGAGAGAACCAUGUCCAAUAUGCAGGAGUCCGACAUGGCGCGUCACAUCAGGGAUGAGACAGAGUCCCUCCACAACGCUCUCAGAAGCAUUGCGGAGUCUGUCCUCAAUGAUGCCGCAGACGACGAUGGAACCGGCGAGGGUGAGACAGCGCUGUCCCGUGCCCGCUCCACUUCCCCACUCCCGCGGGCACGCUCUCCCACCCACCGUGUGCGGUCCAAGUCGCCCCGGGCCAGGUCACCUGCGUUUGCAGACGCCACGUUCUCUGCUGUGCAGGCAGCUCUGAACAAGAGGCAACUGCAGGUGGCGGAGCUGCGUGCCAAGCUGGCCGCUCAGAAGGACCACAACGCUGCCCAGAAGAAGAUGAUGGAUGACCUUGACAACGAGAAACGAAGGCUCGAACUGCAGAUACUGAAUCUGAAGGAAGACCUUGACAUUGCCAAGCGCGACCGUGAGGACACGACCCGUGACCGAGACCGUGUGAAGAACGCCCUGGGACUGACAAGCUCUGAGAAACAGAUGCUGGAAAGAGUGAGACAGGAGCUCAACGACCAGAUUGAACAGUUGAACUCGGAGAAUGAGAAGCUGCAGGCUGCCAACACGGAGCUCCAGCGCCAACGUGACAACCUGGAGGAUGAGAAGAUUGAUGUAGGCAAGGACAAGGAGAGACAGAUCAAGGAGAACGAACGAUGCCAGAGGAUCAUUGAGCAGCAAGAGCACAAGAACUCUGGUCUCAAGGAGGAGUUGGUAGCCACCAAGGAGGCCCUCAACAGGGCACUGCUUGACAGGGAGGUGCUGGACCAGCAGAGGCAGGAAGUUGGAGAGGCUCUGGACAAGGCUGAGAUGGUGAAGACGGAGCUGGAGGGAGAGCUGCACAAGUCCAGGUCAGAGGAGGCCGCGCUGAGGGACGCCCUGGUCAAGAUGCAGGCCCUCAACGAGGGGCUUGGGCAGGACAAGAUUGAGCUCAACAAGAUCAUCAUGCAGAUGGAGGCAGAGAAGGCUGCAGUGUACGGAGAGAAGCAGUCUCUGGAGCAGGAGCGCUCGGGUAUCCGGGAGGAGCUUGUCAGGGUGGAGCAGGAGAAGAUAUACCUUGACGCCGAAAAAUCAGGUCUGUGCCAGAAGCUGGAGCUGAGUGAGAUGACUAGAGAGCAGCUGGAGGAUGAGAUAGGAGCUCUGAACAGAGAGAAGGCCGAUGUCACUGAGCAGCUCAAUGCUAUAUCGCGGCAGAAGCAGGCCCUGGGAGAGGAGCUUGUGUCAGUGCGCAAGGACUGUGAGCGCCUCAGUGGGCAGCUGCAGAGGAUCUCUAAAGAGAAGGAGGGACUCACCCAGGACAAGGGCGAGCUUAUUGUACAGGUCACUGCUACGGAGCGUGAGAAUCGCCAGCAGUCAGAGCUGAUUGCUGCACUGCGCAUGGACAAGGAGAGCCUUGAAGGCAACCUGUACGAGGUGCAGAGUCAGCUGGCCCAGCUCGAGGUCAGAAAACAGCAGCUGGAGGUCGAGAACCAGGAGCUCCUGGUCAGGAAGGAGAAUCUGCAAGGUGAGAUUUCGCGCCUGGUGAAGGAGAAGAACGCAGACCUCGACAAGUAUGACCACCACCGUGAGGAGCUCCAGAAACGCCUGGCGCAGGUGGAGCGUGACCUGACCCUAGCCCUCACCCAGGAGAAACAGGCUCACGAGGAGGAUGUGGAGAGGCUCAUGAGGGAGAAGGACCACCAGCGUAACUCGUUUGAGAGCGAGCGCGCACAGGCUACUCACGAGUAUGCGCUGGAGAAGGAGGACAUGCAGCAGAAGUACAACAUUCUUAAGGAGGAACUUGAGGACCAGAUCUCUGCUCUGGGACGUGAUAGGGACAACUCCCUGCUCAUGGCUGAGAACGACAGGCAGCAGACGAUCUCCCUGCUUGAGCAAGAGAAAAGCACUCUAUCAGAGAAGAACAACAACCUGAACAUGGAGUUGGCGAGCGCGAACGUCGAGUACGAGAGACUCAAGCGCGAGUCACUUGCCCGACAGGAACAGGACCGGUCCAACGUGAACUCACUGCAGGCUGAGCUCAAGAACUUCCGCUCGCAGUUUGAUCAGACCUGCGAGGCGCACCAGAAUGAAUGCAAGAACCUGGCCACCCAGAUCCGCGACCUUGACCGUCAGAAGGAAGCGGGACUUCGAGAGGUCAGCGAACUGAAGGUCACACUGAAACUCGUGGAGGAGAACAGGGACAACAUCAAGCAUGACCUUACUGAGGCCAACAGGAAGAUCCGUGAAGCUGACGAACUCCGGGAGCAGUUGCGUAAGGACAUAGUGGAUGUGAAGCGUGAACUCAACCAUGAGACACAUGAGAAGGAGGCAGUUACCAAGACUGCUGAGGAGUUGCGUGGAACCAUCCGCAAAAAUGAGGGAGAGAAGAUUGAGCUCAAUCGGGCUCUUACUGACACCAGGCAGCGUGCAGCAGUACUUGACGAGCAGAAGGCGUCAGUCACCAAGGAGGCGGCUGAUCUUCGCGCCAGCCUGCGUGAGGUGGAGAAGGCACGUCUAGAUGCCCGGCGUGAGCUCCAGGACCUGCGUCGUCAAGUGAAGAUGCUCGACAGCGAGCGCAGCAAGCUUGGAAACGAGGUCAUCAACCUCCAGAAGCGGAUUGCCCAUGAUGAGGAGAAGGAGGAUGAGGCUAGACGACACCAAUUUGAUCUUAAACAGAAGGUUGUGGAAGGGGAGGCAAGUCGCGAGGCGCUUAGGAAGGAGCUCUCCAACCUCCAGCGCAAGAUGGCUGAGUCCGAGGACGAGGCGCGUCUCAAGGAGAAAGAUUACCAGAUGGCGCUAGAGGACAGUCGCCGCGCCGAGCGCCGUAUGGAGGACCAGAAACGCAACCUCGAGAUUCAGCUUGAGACCUUGAAUGCGGAAGACGCUGAACUGAGGCUCAAACUGAGCGGGUCAGACGGCCGUGUAAACGCGCUGGAAGCCCAGUUGGCUCGACUGGAGGGAACCAAGAGGGACAUCGAGUUCAAGCUGAACAGCAUCGUGUCCAGCCUGCGCCGCACCAUCGGGUUCAGGCAGGAGAUGCCCCGUGCCAGGUCUCCCGUUCGGUCCCGGAGCCCAAGCCCCAAGAGGUCACGCCCAACAUCUCCUUCUAAAGGUUUCGACAACACUUUUGCCACCACCACGGAGGGCCGAGGUAGCCCAAUCCCGCGCACAGGCUCGCCUGAUCGCGCAGGCAGCCCCUCUAGGGCUCUCAGGGCCCUAUCUCCAAUGCGCAACGUCAACAUGUCUGCCAUCGAGGUGGACCCAGAGGCAGUGCGCAUGGCCCUCCGUGAUUUCGUCAACCAACUGGCUAGUGCUGAAAGAGAAAGGGACGACGCCAUCUGCCAGAUGCGUAGCCUAGCAACCCAGUACAAGGAGCUGGACACAGAAAGGGAGAGAACUGAGAACAGACUGCAGCAGCUGCAGAAGGCCAUGUGUGAAGUUGAGGAGGACAAGCGUGGUAUUGAUGGCCGCCUCGCCAGCGCCCAGACGGCUCUCAUGCUCCAGGAGGAGACGAUCCGACGUAACGAGCGUGACCGCAAGGCCAUGGUGGACAAGAUCUCCAGCCUCGAGCGCAGCAUGGCCGCCAAGGAGUCUGAGGCCAGGCAGACACAGGAGCGUAUUGCAAAGAUGCGCCAGCAGGAGGCACGUCUGGAGGAGGAGAAGAAGAACCUCCGUAACGCGCUGGAGGACGCGGACAACCGGUGCACGCGCCUGGAGCUUGCACGCAGGUCUGCCGAGGGAGAAUUACAACGCAUGAAACUGGCCCUGAAUGACAAGGAUACCGAGAAUCAGGUGAUGCAGGACCGCAUCGAGUCGCUGACCAAGCAGAUCCAGGACCUGGAGAGCAAGUCCCAGUCGCUGCAGCUCAACAUCGACAGACUGUCCUCCACACUGUGUCGCGCUGAGGAGGAGGAGAGCACACAAAAAGAAAAGGUGAUCCAACUCAAUGAGCAUCUGUCAGACAAGCAGGCGACGAUGGCCGAGCUUGAAGAGCGUCUCACUCACCUGCAGAGGGCACUCACCUCCAGCGAGCACGACCGUAGGAUCCUCCAGGAGAGGCUAGACACUACUAGGCAAGCCCAGAACGAGGCCAAGAAGCAGAACCACACUUUGCUGGAGCGCGUGCAGACGCUGCAGAAUGAGAUCAGUGAGCUGGAUGUACGCCGUGCUGAACUCGACGGGCAGCUGAGGUCCAGCCAUGCAGUGAUUGUCCAGCGCACAGAGUCUGAGCAGGAGCUCAACCACAAGAUUGAGAAAAUCCAGGUGGAACGUACAAGCCUCCAGGAGCGCGUCCAGGCACUACAACGUGCCCUCGCUACCUUGGAGACAGAGAAACGCGAACAGGAACGCGAGCAGGUCAGACUGGAGAAGGACAAGGCAGCCUUGCAGAAGACACUUGACAAGGUGGAGCGAGAGAAGCUGCGUUCGGAAGAGAUUGCGAGCAAGUCGGUGAUGGAGCGCACCAGCCUGGACCGCAGCCUGUGCAAGGUUGAGGAGGACAACCAGGACCUCGCCACCAAGGUGCAGAACCUGCAGGCGCAGCUGGCGGAGGCUGAACAGCAGCAUGCCCAGAGACUGAUAGAUCUGACGACGCGUCACCGCGCAGAGACUGAGAUGGAGACAGAGCGCCUGCGCCAGGCCCAGAUGCAGGCUGAGCGCCUCCUGGAGUCCCGGGAACGCGCCAACAGGGCAAAGGUCAAGGGCUUGGAGGAGACAGUGGCCACACUGAAGGACCAACUAGCCCAGGAGUUCAAGAAACGGCAGCAGUACAUUCAGCGCAGCGUCCGUACUGGCGAAGAAAUCAACGACAUCCGCUCCAUGCUCGACUCCUCCCUCCAUAACGUGGGCAGAGACCCGAACAUCGACCAGCACCUGCUUGAGAUCGAGACCCGCAAGCUUGACGACGGCCUCGACGUGCAUGGUUACCCCAGCCGGUCACCAGCCAGGCGCCGGUCUCCACUCCGUACCCCACCCACUCGGCUAGCCGCACAGCAGGCACAAUUCCGUAGCCCAAUGUUUUCGAGGAAGAUGAAGAAGUAAUGUUUUUCGGGGGAUUUUAGGUGUUGAAUUUUUGUUUGUAAGAAGAAAUUUGUGGAUGAUGUUUUGCUGAAUUUGUAAAAAAAGCAUAUAUAAUGUAUGAUUAAAAACCAUUUUAGAUUUAGCCAUUGUGGACUUUUGAAUGAGUUUUUAAAUGAAAAUGGAUUUAAAUUGCGUUUUUAGGUUUUAUUAAACCAUUUAAAGUUAUUAAAAAAUGAAUUUCAGAAUCUUCACUUUGGGUUGAAUUGUUAAUUGCCUCGUUACAAAGGGUUUUCCUUUAGUCUAGCCAUAUUUCUUUUAGAAUGUGGGUUUCCAAGUCAAGACAUUUUAGUUGUUUGUUUUUUGUGAAAGUAGAAGUACUUUAAUUAAUUUAUCUUUAGUUUGAUGUAAAUACAUAAAAGGUUAAACUGUAUUUAUUAUAUUAUAUAAUUACUUUUAUUCAAUUUACUAUGUAACCAGAAAUAUAUAAGAAAUAUAAUAAUGUAUUGUAAUUUCUUUUAAUUUAAUUUAUACGCUAAAAAAACACUUGAACUAAGUCAGUAUUUUAUAAUCAAAAUUUGUGAAAGUAUUCCAAACAUUUAAUCCCUUAUGUUUAGCACAAUAUAAAUAAUAUAAUAGUACCCUGAUAGUUAUGUAGUGAAAUUGAUAUAUAUUUUUUCAGAUGACUAUUUUAUGUUUAGCUUUAUUUUGUGCCCAUAUUUAAUAUGUAUGUUGGGUGGGCAGAUACAAAAUAGCACAUUAAACAAAUAAAAACAUAAAUAAAAAUGUAGUUUUAGAUGCGAUGGUUUUUUACAAUUUAUUAAGCUGUUACUACAUUUAUGUUUGUUAUAAUAUGGCAAUAAUUAUCUUACAUCUUGUUUGCUGUUUUCCUUAUAUUUCUUUAUAUUUUAGGAAGAUGUUUUGUUUUAAUUUUAAAGAGACCUUUAGUUUUUAGACCUUUUUCUGAAAUUGGCUUCUACAGUUAAAACAGGCUAUCACUGACUGUGAUUAUUUUUAAUUUAGUCACACGUUCUUUGUUUAUGUUUUGUUUUCUUUUUUGUUUAAGAGUUUUGCAAUUUUAAAGCUUAUUUUUUCCAAGCAAUAAUGUGAUAUUGUUCUUUGUUUUUAGUUGAGCACCAACAUUAAACACAUGUUUAAUUGUUUUUUAAAAUGUGCCUGCACGUUGUAUAGAGAAUAAAACAGAUAUCUGGUAUGGAUUUUCAAGACCAAUAUAAAAACUGAUAUCGUUGAUUUGAUGCAUUUGUUUUAUUGGUUACAAUUGCAUAGCUAUGUGUGCUAUAUUUAUUUAAACUAUUCACAAUGUUUUGGUGAGAUGAUGUUUUGUUAUUGUUUUUUGUGUGCAAAGAGCAAAGUAUUCUGUGAUAACAAAGUGAAUGCUACAAAAAGUUGAAUUACUGGCACCAGGAAAUUGUUGUGCAAAAUAUUGUAUCAGGCCUUUUCUUGGGAUAUCUUUGGGUUCAUUAAAUGGACCCAUUCCCAUUGCAAAUUGGUAAAAAAAUCCCAAUUUGAAAAAAAAUCCUUUUUGCAAAAAAUGGCCAGGAAGAGUUCUCCUGGUAAUUUAUCAUCAAACCUAUAUUAAAUUGUGAUAAUUAAUUAUUUGUCGCAUUCCAUUUUAGGAUAUUUGAAAUGAGCUAACAGAAAACAAACUUUUCAACAUUUAAAAUGUUUUCUAAGACUAUUUUUUUUUAAAUAUUCAAUAAAACUGCUCAAAACAUUCCACAGUGACCAGUUAAUAAAGUAAAUACGAAGGCCUUAUAUAUUUAUACAAUGUUGUAAGGUGUCAGGAUUCUGUAAAGAAAGCGCAGUAUUAAAAAUAGGCAGCAAGCAUCUCUCUACACAGAUCAUGUUUCGUUUCUGCCAUGCCAUGCAUCUGAGUGAUUGAGAUUGUUCUAAAAAAAUAUUCCGUCCAAUAGCUUUUUUGCUGCCAGUGUUUUUUGUAUGUGAUUUAUGCAAUGGUCUGGGAACAAUGCUGGAAACUGUUGUGAUACCAUUUUAUAUACAUAAACAGUACAAAAGUCAUCUGUAGUGGUCCUGUAAUGUCGAAACCACCUGUGUAUAUGUUGUAACAUUUGUCAUUGAAUAAGCAUGUUUCAUGCAGAAAAAUGUCUUGGAAAUUUUGGACUUUGCGAACAUGUGCUUUUACAAACUAAUAUACUUACAACUUUAUUAUAUAUAUAUAAAUAUUUAUUUUUAUAUAAACCAUACAUAUUUAUGUGUGAUGAGGUUUAUGUGUUUAAUUGUUCACUUACAUCAGUAUGCUGACUAUAUUAUUUCAGCUCUUUUGAAUUGAUAGUUAAGCAUAAUUGUUUCCACCACGCAUAUAUUGGGUUUCCAACGUUUUCCUUAACUUUGAACUGUAGGAUUUGAAAAAUUGUAUUAUUUUUUUUAUUUAUAUGUAUUUCAUGUAGUGGUAUAAACUAUCACUGUUGUUUUGUUUUCAUUUUUCCAAUGUGUUGCAUUGUAUUUUGUUAGGCGAGUUUUGGGUAAAAAAAACAAAAGCAUAAAUUGAGAAUCACUUUUAUAAGGAAACAGUGUGUGUUUUUUAGUAUGGAAAAAUGACAAGUUAAUGAGACCAUAUUAAAUAAAAAAUUCUGCCAUUAGGGGUCAAGGAAAACAGAAGCAUAGAGCGUUAUACAUGCUGAGGUUUGGUAUCAAGUUUUAACAGUAAAUUUCUCUUAUGUGAACCUGUUGUAUUACAAAGACAAUUUGUUAUGUGCAUAUAAUUGUUUGACUAGGCAGAGGAGUAUUGUUGGUUAGAUGUUUUUUUAUCUAAUUGUGUGUUUAGAUAUUCAUCCAUGUAAUCUGCACCUUUUUGUUCUGUUGCCGCACUAUUUUGAUCCAUUUUGAUGUGAAUGUUGGAGUACACGAUUUGGGCUUUUUAUUCUUGUAGCAAACUUGUAGUUUGGUUGAAUUCAAUCGUUAUGUGACAAUAAGUUGAUUACUGAAUUUGAAUAGAAUCUUUCCAUUCCGUUCACUGUAUUUUAUCUGCAAUGUAAAUUUAAGCCUUUGCAUAUGUAGCUUGGUCCAGCAACGGUCAAGUGCUUAUGUAGUUUAGACAGUUAUGUAACUUUAUUGUUUCAGAAUAUUUUCUCUUGUUGAUUUACUUGUAUUAGUCUCAGAAGUGCAUUCAGUCAGUUUUCAAAUCCGUCCGAAGGUAUUUUUCGUUUUCAUGUUUCUAUAACGCUGUUUUAUUUUCUUUGUUUUGAUUUUACUCUUCUACUUUCUCGGCUUGAUCUGUGUACACGUAUCACCAUAUUUAAGAAAUAAAGUGUGUUUGUAGA
Molecule: messenger RNA, 11306 nt
Organism: Dreissena polymorpha
Lineage: Eukaryota; Metazoa; Mollusca; Bivalvia; Myida; Dreissenidae
Product: rootletin-like
Exons: 41
Coding region: 520-8028 (2502 amino acids)
Source: RefSeq, a predicted model, not a curated record